Messenger RNA from Dermacentor silvarum, 7879 nucleotides. Its product is annotated as T-box transcription factor TBX20. The record is from RefSeq and is a predicted model, not a curated record. Lineage: Eukaryota; Metazoa; Arthropoda; Arachnida; Ixodida; Ixodidae. The coding region runs from base 499 to 2208 and encodes 569 amino acids. The transcript is spliced from 7 exons. Gene Ontology annotation, molecular function: RNA polymerase II cis-regulatory region sequence-specific DNA binding; DNA-binding transcription factor activity, RNA polymerase II-specific. Gene Ontology annotation, biological process: heart development; positive regulation of DNA-templated transcription; cell fate specification. Gene Ontology annotation, cellular component: nucleus.
AUCUUAUAGGCUUGUGACGGCAUACAUAGGCGUACGAUUCAGAAGCCGUAUCUCAGCCGUGCGGGGCGCGUGGCCGGGAAGCGAGGACGUGCAACGGCGGAAAGCACAUGCUGCUCCAGAGGCAACGACAGAUGCAUCCGCCGGAGCAGCACGCGUGCACGUGGUCCACGCGCUAGCGCGCCUCAGAAUUGCCGCCGGGCACCGCUGGCGUCGGCGUCGAUCAAUAGAGCGCGCGCGGCGCGGGUGGCGGCGGCCCCUGUCGCCGGGCCCCGGCGCAAGGCCCCCCUCGCCGACGGUGCGUCCAAUGGGCGUACGCGGCCGUCCGCCCGCCCCCGGUGGCGGGGAGGGGCGAGCGGUGCGCGGUGCCGGCCGGCCCGCUCCCCUCGGUCUCCGGCCGGAGGCGUUGCCCAGAGCCGCUUGGGGCGCCACGAGCGGACCCCGGCCGAGCCCCGCGGCGUCCGCGCACGGAUACGAGGAGUCAGCCGGCCGCCGGACUCUAUGGUGGCGGCGCACAUGGAACCCGCCAGAGCCAGCCCUAUGUCGGCGCGGGCCAAGGACUUCUCCAUCGAUGCCCUCAUCAGCCGCCGACCAUGCGACAGCUCCAACGACGGCUCGGACGCCGACACCCCUGGACCGCCGCUGCUGCUCGACGCCGACAAGCUUUGCGAGCCAAGCAGCCCCGUGCUGCUUCGCACCCAGCGGCGCUCGGCGUCGUCUCCGGAAGCUGGAGCGCCUGGUCUGCAGUUCCUGGGCCGCUUCGGCGGCCCUGGCUCGGCAGCGGCGCGGCUGGAAGCGUCGCCGCCCUCGAGCGUCUCGUCGCUGGCCGACGACGAGCUCGCGGACGCGCCCGGUAGUGACUUCACCUCCCCAGCGAGACGACCCGACAGCGAGCCCGGCGUCGCCGAGUCCGGCGGGGCGGCGACCGGUGGCGCGCGGCCCGGCAAACAGCGCGACGGCACUUCCAAGGGCUCCGCCCGCGUCGAGAAUCCCCAGAUCUUGCCCCGCUGCAACUGCGACGAGUUGAGGAACGCUGACGCGCAUCUGGAGACCAAAGACCUGUGGGAGAAGUUCCAUGAGCUUGGCACCGAGAUGAUCAUCACCAAGACAGGAAGGCGGAUGUUUCCAACGCUACGCGUCUCAUUCAACGGCCUGCAUCCUGACGGGCGCUACGUGGUCCUACUGGACAUCGUUCCUGUGGACAACAAGCGGUACCGGUACGCGUACCACCGGUCUUCGUGGCUGGUGGCCGGCAAGGCGGACCCUCCGUCGCCGGCGCGCCUCUACGCGCACCCGGACUGUCCCUUCACGGGGGACCAGCUGCGCAAGCAGGUCGUCUCCUUCGAGAAGGUCAAGCUCACCAACAACGAGAUGGACAAGCAGGGACACAUCGUGCUGAAUUCGAUGCACAAGUAUCAGCCACGGAUUCACUUGGUCAAGCUGCGGCCGGACUGCUGCUCAAAUCCACCUGUCAUAACAGACCUUGAAGCGGAGCAAUUUCGCACUUAUAUCUUCCCAGAAACAGUAUUCACCGCUGUCACAGCAUAUCAAAAUCAAUUAAUAACCAAACUCAAAAUAGACAGCAAUCCAUUCGCCAAGGGCUUUAGAGAUUCAUCAAGGCUAACAGAUUUAGAAGGGGAAUCUGUGGAGACUUUACUUCGAGAGCAUGCUUUUCGACACUCGCCCUUCAGGGCUUUUAUGACUGGAGAUUUACCACCAGAACACCAAUUCCUCGCCACUGCAGGUGCAGCCCUGGGCCGACUGCCGACGGGGAGUGAACUCCUAUUGCUGGCCAACGGCGCGUCCCCCUGGAAAGUACCCACUGUGCCCAUGGCCAUGGCAGACUUGACGGCACUUAUGAGCGCCCAGCAGCAGCAGAUGCACACGCUACCCGGCUUCUACUUGGGCUUCCCGCGCACGCUGUUCCCACCCUUCACGAUGGCCGGCACAGCAGCGGCAGCACCCGUUCCGCCUGCGCGCUCACCGUGCCCACCGCCACCAACGUCACCGACGGCAGCAGGCCGCGCGGCCCCCAGUGCCAGUUCACCCGGGCCGCCGCUGUACCCACCGCGCGCAGGCGCCGCCGCGGCCGCCGCUGCCUACCCUGGCCUCAAGUUCCACCCCUACUUCCACCCGAGGCUCCUCAGUGCCGCCGCGGGGCCGCGGGAAGGCAGCCCCGUCGAAUACGACACCGCCGCACCGCAAGUGUGAAAGCUGCCUCGCCAGCAGUCCAUGUGCCCGGUGUGUGCCAGUGUGUGGCCAGUGCAAUGAACAGACAGUUCCACAUCUGUACAGUCGCAACCAUGUUAAGGGACUACGAACUGCUGAACUGCAUGUUGCCCUUGGCAAUGGUACGAUGUCCUACGUGUCUAUUAGCUUGCAGGUCAACGUGUUGCUCUGUAGCGACGCUGAAUCUGCACCACUUCCGGAAAUGUCGAUUUUUGGAAUCUGGCACCCUCAUAUAUGGAAUCGCCUGGUUUUUCCCACUGUCAUUUGUGCACAAAGCCCAUCAUCUUCUGUGCACAAAAUAAUGGCGUGUUUGUUUGCCACAGCUUCUGAUAGCUUGGCACUGUUAUUACGGGUGGACUUUAAUUAUCGGCCCAUGAGCCACUUCAGAUUGCACUUUGUGAUGACAAAGAAUAGUUUCUCCCUUUUUUCCCAUCACCUCAUGCUUGACUGCCGGCACCAAUGUGCAUUCGUCUUGCACAUCCUAUCUGAAAGCAUGCAGCUCAGAUGCAACUCUUUAAAGCUCAAGUCAAAUUCUACGUUUUGAUUCUUUGCGUGUGCAGCAAAUGCAUUGUACAAAUUUUCCGUCAUGAUUAUCGUGUGGCCCUUGCCUCUUGUGAAGUUGUUAUGUCCACAUAGACGAGGUGGGAACAGCUGCACCAACCUUUCCAUAUCAAUCCCAGUUAACCUUUCCCUACCUCACCUACCAAUGUGAAGAGACAGUGUAGACUACAAUUAAUAGUUAUGGAAAAUUACAGUACAUUUGGCUUCCAUCAGUUUUAGGUCACCAGACUGGAGCCGGAUGUUGGAAACAUCAAUGAAAGACCAACCUUUGCAUGAGUGUGCACUUUUUGAAUCUUGCCUUUUCUUUGCUUGCCUUGCUUUUUGCAAUUGAAAACAUUCAAACUUUUACUGUGUAUACCUUCUGGCCCAGCAGCAACCUCUGAGCCCUAAAGUAUGUUUGUGGCUCAUGGAGGCUUACUAUCAGCUGGCUUUCAUUUCUUCAUCAAGAUAUGUUUAACUGAAAGCUGUAGUCUGUGACUUCAUUUUAAAUAUAGAGCCAAUGCUGAGUACUUGCAUAGCAUGUAUCUGGUAUUCUCAGUUACAUUCCUUGUAGCAGUAAAUGUAUCUGCAAGGAAUGCAGACAGUGACAUAGCUCAUCACUUCUAUGUCCAUAUCUGCAAGGGCAGUCACCCUGCAAAUUUGGGAGGUGAUUGCUGCCCUUGUUCCCCAUCCUCACUUCUGGCCCACACUGAUUCUCAAGUACUUCCCACUUCCAUAACAGCUCCUUUGACUUUCAUUUCUAUAAAUUAAAGUGAAAACAGCAUAAGAGGAUAAGAAGGAUGGCUGGACCUAGAAACUUAAAUGACUGUAUUUUUCUUUUAGCUUAUCUGCUUUGACAUUUGGCAGCGUCUUCACUCCACUUGUGUACCACCAACAAUCGAGUAUAUUUGCAGUAAUGCUUCACAAUAUAAACAUUUGAUGGAACUGCACAGCAGAAGAACUUGCAUGAUGCAGGGACGAUUUCAUCAAUCCUAGAUGAGUCAUCCACUGUGUGAGAGCCUCUACAGCAGCUACAAAAGUGAGCAUCCACAGAUUGCAGUAGAUCAAAACUAAAGACAUCUUGUCGACAAAGCUUUAUUUUGAGGUGUUAAUCUCAAAAUAAAGCCAUGUGCCGUAGAGUAGUUAUCAGGAAACACAUUUCAUAAUAUUCGAUGGGAAACAAAGGACAGAAUCUUGCACUAACGUGUCUUGGCUGUUUCUGCCAAUAGUCGCCAUUGGUGUACAAACGUAGCGCCAUGAAACUUUCCUACUUAUGGGAAAAGGCUUUAGGAGUGUUGUGAUGCUCUCACUGCAACAGGUCUAUAUUUUAUUUCACUAAAUCUUUGCAACAAAGCCCCUUGGCUAACCAGGAAUGAGAACCUGAAGAGGGGCCUCUCCAUCACCUGCAAUUAAUCCAAUUGUGAGUGACACAGGCUGAACAGAAGGGUCAUGGGACGAUUAGUGGCUCAAAAUGGGCAGGCCCUUCAACUUUCACCCUGGCAUGCAGAUGGUAGUCAUUCCUGAUUUACUGACACCUGUAGCUUCUGCUGCACUGCACUAAUUUAACAAAACAGGUUACAGUUGCCUUGCUUUCUUCAAUUUCUUUUUUCUCAAUAGGAAAUAUUGAAUGACAGCUGUUUCUGCAGCACAAGAUAGCUCCUUUGAAUUAACAGUAUAAGGUCACCUUCAAAGUCUGAAAUAAGAUCAUGGAAAGGAAAUCUGGAAUGAUAAGUGUAGUUUCACAGUGAACUCAGAGUGUAAGCUACAAGCACAUGUAAGAUUACUUGCUAAAUUGAUUUGUACUGUUAAGUUAGAAAACACUGUCAUAGCAAAUGGUCACAGCCCUGUAUUUUGGCUUGACGUCAGUCCUUUCUUCCCUUCCUUUUCUUUAUAAUUCCUAAGUCUGAUGCAGUGUGCUUUAUUAGGCCAACAAUGAAGUGAUCUGCCACACAUUCAGUGCAUACAGUCGUGGCCUAAACUUUAGAAGCCACUGUGCGAGUGACAAGAACUGGCUGAAACCUGAUGCAAGGCUUUAGUCGCACUUCUAGUGCUCUGAAGCUCAAGAGAGUGAACAGCACUGUCCACCUCAAUAGCAAGGACGCUGGAGCACACAGUUUAUGGAGGCCUCAGUGCAGUGACAGCUCCUGUCACGCAUACACGGUCUUCUAAUCUUUCUGCAAAAGCUGUACAUCCAAGAGAUGCAACCAUAAACCAGUACCAUUCAUAAAUGCCAGGCAUUCACAUGUGCUUUUAUAUUAAUACACUGCACUUUCAGAAGUUGAGGCUUAUACUGCAGGAUGUUGCCAUAACAUGAUGGAAAGUAGCACAAAAAUAUGAGGGCGAUCGGACAAAGUGCUACUAUCACCUUCCUUCGUCCCUUAUUUUUUGCACAACUUCCCAUCAUGUCUACACACCAACUAGCCCAGCAAAGCAUCUUGCUCGAUGUUGCCAUAAAUUGGGCACUUUAAGAUGUCAGUGCUUUUACUGAAGAAAUGGUCCAGCAGCACACUUGUUCUCAGAGAUGGGAGCACAUACAGUAACUUUAACAUGUGUGGAGUUAAAGUAUCAAAACGUUUGUUGCAACAAAUUUGCAAAACUUAUAAAGCCCGAAAAUUGAUUUUAAUAAGUUCUCUUGACCAACAUGUUGGUAAUCACUACCCACUUCUCGUCCUUUUUCUUGUCAAUUCAAAAUUUUCACAAGCUAAUCAAGCAAAAUAUAAAAUUAAACAAUUCUAGACAUGUUAUUUUGGUUGCAUUUGUAUGAAAUAAAAAGGAUUGUCUGUUUAACUCAAACAGUCUGCCUGAACAGAAAACCAUCAUCUUUAAUAAAGAAAUCAGUUUUCUUGGCUCAAUGAAGUACAGCCAAGGCUUUUAAACUCUGUUUUGACAAGUUACAAAGGGCUGGUGGUACACAAUGUGGCCCUAAAUCUCGAGUCGAGAAUUUUAUGGGAAAGCAUUCCUGGCACAUAGUACAUAUCUUCUAUUGUUGUUGUUUUUGGUCCAAAGUUAACAAAAGACAUUACUUUUUUGCGGCACAGUUGAUGACGGAUGGUUAUUCUGCAAGGGUAAUCAUUUGACAUCCCAAAAAACUUUUGGCACUACGAGGAAGCAAUGAAAUUGCCUGCGCAGAUCUAUUUUCUGGGCUUAGUUCAGCUGUCUCCUGUUUUAUGCCUAACAAUUUCCCAGAAAAACUGUUCACUUAUCAGUGAACCAUGUACUACUGGGCGAUCAGUCUUUCUUGCAUCCUUAAAGUGUGUUUAAAAUUUGCUAUGAGAUUUCUUGAAGAGCUUUUAAACUUAUUUUAUGAAGACAUAUUUAGUGUUACUUUCUCACUGAGUUCGCGUACGAGGUACGUUGGCCGACAGUCAAUUAGGUGUUCAAAUAUCAUGUUAAUUUCUCUCAACAACUAGCAAAGAUUUGUUUCUUAAAAACAAGUGGCCCGGAAGAAGCAGUAUAAGAUGGAAAGCACCUUAAUUCUUCCUCCAUUGAGCACAGUGCUGUAUAAUUAAAUCUUGAUUGUAAAGACACUACAAAUCACAUCGCAUUCCAGCUUAACUCACACUGCACCAUCAGCAAGGAAACCACCUUAAGCUGCAAACAUUCCAGCUAUUAAACGGAGAUUGAAUAAUCACUAUUUACUUGUGCCAGCUGUCAAGUUUAAUAUAUUAUUCAGCAUGCGGAGGGAGACUCUUCUUUUCACUAGUCAAUGUCACUUGCCACAUAAAAGAUAACCUCUCGAAAAUGCUGUUCCAGUGUGCAUACACGUCUGCACAAGUGCGACCCAAUCACAUUGGUUUCAUUUCAUCACACUGAAAGCCUAACGGCUGGCGGUGGCUUGUAAGGGUACAAAGAAAGCACUCUAGAAAAAUCAAAAUGUUGAGCGCACAAUGUGCAGACACCAAGAUCAAGCUUUGCCAGACUGAUGCGCAUUUCCUUUUCAGUGAGCUAUACUUAAAUGGGAGGGCAACUUUAAGUGAUGGCUAUCAGACAUAAAAAAAUAGAAACAUUAUGAUGUUUAUAAGUGCACUAGGGCUUCUCCAUUUUUGGUGUGUGGACUAAAAAAAAAUUUAAGUCUGCUGAUAGCAGAGAGUCAAAUCACUGCCUUCGAAUGCUGGCUAUGAGCAUCUCAUUUAUUCUCUGUAGAAUGCUGUUGCUAAGGGAAACCAAGAAUCAGUGUAUCGCUAAAGCAGUGUCUGCAUGUGUGUGUGCAAAUGUGUGCAUGAGCAGCAGCCUUCUUGACACCUGCAGAUGUAAUGUGGUGUACACAUACAUGCAGGUAGGAGUAGUAUUUAAGCGCUAAAAUAUUAGUGAUAGCACACAACAUGAAGUACACAAGAUACUACUGGGUCAGUCGUGAAGGUCCUUUAAGAGAAUCGUUUGCUCAAGCCACUCCGACUGUCACGCUCCAUUCAUUCUAAGGUACACUAUUUCAUGCUUUGUUUUGUACAAUACUGUAUUCUACAACAAUGCUUCCUAUGCCGCACACAAGAGAGAGAAAUAAGGAACAAAAUAGGGAUAACGUGGUAACGAUACAUGAGAACAUUUCCAACAUCCAACAUUUAGUUAAACCUCUGUGUGAUACUCUUGCUAGCCAAAUAUAGAACAAUCCUUUCUCUUUAUUUUUUUGUAAACUUGGAAAGUGUUGUUGUGAAAUGCUGUAAUAAAGAACACAGGCUAUUUAUGAUGUUCCCCUUUGGUACUGGAGCGUGGUUGACGCAGAGACUUCAGCAAACAAAAUUCCUAGAAGUUCUCAAAUGAUUACACAUGACCUAGUAUAUUAAGAGGAAAUAAAAAAUGCAAAAGUGGAAACAAUUGUGUUCUGUACAUACUUUUUUCUUUUUAAUUCAUUAUCGAUGGGGUCAUGCGGAGGUAUUGGAACAAGAAAUGUCCUUUUGCCGCAACCCAGUCAGCGACAAUGGAUGCAUUUGUAAAAUAUAUAUUUUGUGAAUAGUGUUUGUAGAUGUGCCGUCUUUUCCGAUUAUAAAUACAAGCGGAAAUUUCAGGUGCGCAGUCUGUUUUUCAUGUCAAGAUCUAAGCAUUUUCUAGGCACCUGUUGACAACAUGGAGCAGAAACACUGUGACAUCAAACCAAUAAACAUGUACUAUUUCUCAA